Impatiens glandulifera is the source of this 2225-nucleotide messenger RNA. Its product is annotated as prolyl endopeptidase-like. The transcript has 11 exons. The record is from RefSeq and is a predicted model, not a curated record. Gene Ontology annotation, cellular component: cytosol. Bases 22 to 2217 code for a protein of 731 amino acids. Lineage: Eukaryota; Viridiplantae; Streptophyta; Magnoliopsida; Ericales; Balsaminaceae. Gene Ontology annotation, biological process: proteolysis. Gene Ontology annotation, molecular function: serine-type endopeptidase activity; oligopeptidase activity.
UCUCUCUCUUCUACCAUCUCAAUGGAUUCUCUCUCUUCUUUGAGCUCGCCAUUACAGUAUCCAGUUGUUCGAAGAGACGACUCCAUCGUAGACGAUUAUCACGGCGUCCUUGUUCCCGAUCCUUAUCGAUGGCUUGAAGAUCGCGAAUCAGAGGAGGUGAAUGAUUUUAUUGAGAAACAGGUACAAUUAACAGAUUCCGUUCUUCAGAAAUGCGAAACUAGAGAUUCUCUUCGUGAGAAAUUAACAGAUCUCUUCGAUCAUCCGCGUUACGGUGCGCCGUUUAGAAGAGGAGACAGUUAUUUCUAUUAUCAUAAUACAGGUCUUCAAGCUCACGACGUCCUCUACAUUCAGGAUAGUUUGAAUGGAGAUGGAGAUUUAGAAGGUAAUGUAUUACUAGAUCCGAAUGAACUAAGUGAUGAUGGAACCGUUGCGUUACGGAUUUUGAGCGUGAGUGAAGAUGCGAAAUACGUUGCGUAUGGAAUUAGUUCGAGUGGAAGUGAUUGGGUUACAAUCAAGGUUAUGCGGAUUAAGGAUAGACGAUUGGAGGAUGAUACUCUGUUAUGGGUCAAGUUUUCAAGCAUUUGUUGGACCAAAGACUCUAAAGGGUUCUUUUACAAUCGAUAUUCAGCUCCCGAGGAGGGAGAAAAGUUGGAUGUUGGAACAGAAACAAAUGCUAACAUAAAUCAAGAGUUGUAUUAUCAUUUCCUUGGAACCAACCAAUCUGAUGAUAUCUUAUGUUGGAAUGAUCCACAAAAUCCAAACCACUUGUCUCAACCAUAUGUUACAAAUGAUGGCAAGUAUGUCCUACUUUAUAUUUACGACGGUUGCAGCUCGGUUAAUAAACUAUACUAUUAUGAAUACAAAACUUCACAACUCUCUAAUGGGCUCAAAGGGAUGAUUCCCUUCAUUAAGCUUGUAGACAACUUCGACGCAGAAUAUAUCGUCGUGUCGAACGAUGAUUCAUCGUUUACGUUUAGAACUAAUAAGGAUGCGCCAAAAUACAAGUUGGUUCGCGUUGAUCUUAACGAACCAAGCAUUUGGAACGAUGUUCUCCCCGAAGAGGACAAAGAUGUGUUGUUAUCAGCCAACGCUGUUAACAAAGAUCAAAUGAUAGUUCGUUACCUUAGGGAUGUUAAGCAUGUCGUGCAAUUAAGGGACCUUAAAACGGGUUCACUUCUUCAUAAUUUCCCUUUUGAUAUUGGCACUGCUUCUGAGAUUUCUUGUAGGCGUGAAGAUAGUAUCGCCUUCAUUGGUUUCACUAGCUUCCUCACUCCGAAGAUUAUUUACCAAUGUAAUUUGAAACCCGGCUUCGAGCUGAGAAUUUUUCGAGAGGUUGUUGUGCAUGGAUUCAAUCGUGAGGAUUUCAUUGUUGGGCAAGUUUUUGUUGCGAGUAAAGAUGGGAGGACUAGAAUACCGGCGUUUAUUGUGUCUAGAAAAGGGAUUUCGCUAGAUGGAUCGCAUCCGUGUUUACUUUAUGGGUAUGGUGGAUUUGGUUGUAGUCUCACGUCGUACUUUGAUGUUAGUCGUGUAAUUUUGAUGAAACAUUUGGGAGUUGUUUUUUGCUUGGCUAAUAUUCGUGGGGGUGGUGAAUAUGGAGAAGAGUGGCAUAAAGACGGUUCGCUUGGAAAUAAAAUGAAUUGUUUCGACGAUUUUAUAUCCGUUGGUGAGUAUCUUGUGGAUUAUGGGUACACGCAACCGAGGAAAUUGUGUAUUGAAGGAGGGAGCAAUGGCGGGCUUCUUGUUGGGGCGUGUAUAAAUCAGAGGCCUGAUCUAUUUGGUUGUGCUCUUGCUCAUGUUGGUGUUAUAGAUAUGCUUAGAUUCCAUAAAUUCACCAUAGGUCAUGCAUGGAUACCCGAGUUCGGAUGUUCUUCGAAGGAGGAAGAAUUCCAUUGGUUAAUCAAGUACUCGCCACUCCACAACGUGAGGAGACCAUGGGAAGAAUUUCCCGUUAAGGCUUCUCAAUAUCCAUCCACCAUGUUAUUAACAGCCGACCAUGAUGAUCGUGUCGUUCCUCUUCACUCUUUAAAGAUGUUAGCCACCAUGCAGCACGUUCUUUGCUCGAACUUGGAGAAGAACAUGCAGACUAACCCGAUAGUGGGUCGUAUCGAAUGCAAGGCAGGGCAUGGAGCCGGUCGCCCAACCCAAAAACAGAUUGAUGAAGCUGCAGAUCGGUAUGGUUUCAUGGCUAAGAUGUUGGGAAUAACUUGGAUCCCAUAAUCAUUAAU